UAGCUGAUAAUUGUUGUAUAGAGAGAGGCGUGGGUGGAAGCUUGUCGGCGUCAGGCAACAAAGAGGCGAUCGAUCCAGGUGAUUGAUUGUUUGAUUGAUCCGUCGCCGGCUGAUUUGAGGAUGGCGUCUGCGUUUGUGAAAUGGCUCACUGACCCCCGCCGUAACUGGUUCGCGGCCCAGCACUACAAAGCCCUCUCCAAACGCCUCAAGAGAUAUGGGCUGAGAUACGAGGAUCUGUAUGAUCCCCUGUACGAUAUGGACAUUAAGGAGGCUCUCAACAGGCUGCCGCGCGAAGUGGUGGACGCCAGGAACCAACGCCUUAAGCGCGCCAUGGAUCUGUCCAUGAAACACGAGUACCUUCCCGAGGAUUUACAGGCAUUGCAGACACCAUUUAGAAGCUAUCUCAGAGAUAUGCUUGCUCUUGUUAAAAAGGAGAGUGCAGAGCGUGAGGCGUUGGGAGCGCUUCCCCUCUAUCAGCGCACAAUUACAUGAAGCACCCUUCUCUUCCCGUAGCUACUGUGCACUCAACUGCAGUGAAAUAAAAUUGCAUGAACUCUUUUUCUAUCAAGUUUGCUACUUGAUUAUUUUUACUUUUCACCCAUUUUUAAAUCGUGCUAUGAAUCAACGGUCAUAACUGAACCCUUGAAAUGUUCUACAUAAUAUGAAUGUCAAAGACUAUUUCGUUA
This is a messenger RNA of Zingiber officinale, 686 nucleotides long. Its product is annotated as cytochrome b-c1 complex subunit 7-like. The transcript has 4 exons. Gene Ontology annotation, biological process: mitochondrial electron transport, ubiquinol to cytochrome c. Bases 121 to 492 code for a protein of 123 amino acids. NCBI's taxonomy places the organism in Eukaryota, Viridiplantae, Streptophyta, Magnoliopsida, Zingiberales, Zingiberaceae. The record is from RefSeq and is a predicted model, not a curated record.